Molecule: messenger RNA, 5616 nt
Organism: Oreochromis aureus
Lineage: Eukaryota; Metazoa; Chordata; Actinopteri; Cichliformes; Cichlidae
Exons: 16
Coding region: 583-4494 (1303 amino acids)
Source: RefSeq, a predicted model, not a curated record
GUGGUGACUGGGAGAAGAGGAGCAAAGCGUGCAGCAGCCAGUCAGUCAUUUAUAGUUCAUUGUUUUCAUCACUGCAUUGUACCACUCAAAGAAUUUGUUCUUUUGUGGGACGUGGUCGUUGAGGGGAAGAGACGUUUUCCUCUCUCUCUGGUGAAUUGUUCAUUUUUAAAGGGCGAUUCAGUUUUUCUAACUCUAUUUUUGUGCUGCUUGCACAAUAUUAUGAUCGUCCCACUUUGGCUGCAGUUGAAUGCGAGUCUUGGAGUGGUUUAGACUGGCUAGCUUUGGUGCUUUUCCUGCCAGAUUUAUGAAAGGAGAGAGGUCAGUAUGAAAUCUGACUUCAGUGGAACUCAAAAGUGGGAGGAACCUCAGAGGAUGGUUUGACUUGGAGGAAGGCGAUCUUCUCUUGUGGAGUGGCAUCUUUUCUACUGCGAAGAGCGAGAAGUCUUCAGUAUACAGGAGGCAAAGGAAGACAAAAACUUCAAGUUUUUGGGUUUGAAAGCUUUAAGUUCAUAGACCAGAAGAAACGGGGCAUCAUCAGGAAAACGCAUAAAUCACGUUUUGGCUUCAUCUCAUCAUUACACCAUGGCCGGGAUGUACGGAUGCUUUAAGGGUCGCAACAGUGACAGUGCUGCCAUGGCAUCAGGAACUCCAGACGUGACGACCAAUCAGGAGCCUGCUGAGGUCCAGGAAGAGUGCUCAGGAAAGAAAAAGUCCAAGUUCCAAACGUUUAAAAGGUUCUUCGCCAGGAAGAAGAGAAAGGAUCCAUCAGCUGCAGGAGCGGACGCGAGCCUCAAAGCCAGCCAGUCGAGUGACAAUGUCAGCAAAGCAUCAGAGAGCAACACACUCACUCGAGCAGAGAAGGAUAAAGGCUCUGGGUCAAAGAUCAGUCUGGGAGGCAAGGCUUUGUCACAUGACUCCGUGUUUGUUUCUGACUCAUCGGAGGCGAACGAGGCUCUGGGGGCAUCGCAGGACAGCAUUCAUGGGAAAGUGAAAUCACUUCAGCUUCAGCUGAAGCAGGCCAUCAAACUGGGCUCUCCGCCGUCUCUGAUGUGUGUGAAGAGGGCAGAAGACCCUGCGACCAUGUCUGAGGAUGAUGGCCUACCCUGCAGCCCGCCAGAAUACACAACAGUUCACACGAAUCAGGCUCAGGCGAACAGUUCCAUCAGUCUGGAGGGAAUAGACAGUGACGAGGACCGGCUGUCCUGCGCAGCCUCCAGCAGAGCAGUGAGCCCCCUGGUGGUUCCAGGAGACUUCAGCCAGCCGGCCAGUCCUUUUGUCUGUCUGGAUAACUCUGCAGCCAAGCACAAGCUGGCCGUGAGGCAAAAAGCCAGGAGGAGACCUGCCAGUCGACCAGAGGGGAAAGCAGGCCAAGAGUCUGAGGUGGAGGCGAAGCUGACGACUUCCACCCUGCUGCAGGACCAGCAGGAGGCAGAAGAAGUGGCUGAUGUUCUACUGAAACCAGAAGUUGAGAGGGAGGAAAACGAGGAGGAGGAGGAGGAGGAGGAGGAGGAGGAGAGUGAGGAGAAGGAUCAACCACAACAUUCCAUACAAUCCCUGUUGGGAGACAAGGAGGAGAGGGAGGAGGGAGAAGACGAGUCCGAAGCCGAACAGGAUGUUUCUCACGGCCCGGACACUUCCUGUCCUCCUGAGCCAAGUCACUCAGAGGAAGAAGACUCCGACAGCCAGCCCCUGCCCUCCUCCAAGCUCAGCUCGAGCGCCUCCUCUCUGGAUAGUCCCAGAGCCACACCAGAGCCCCCUUCUGGCUUGACAGACACAAGCAUGGCCUCCAGUGCAGCGGAGAGUAAGGAUGUAAGUGACUCUGCAUCUGAAGGUGAAGAAGAUGGGGUCCAGAACCACGGGGAGGAGGAGAACUCCUUCUUACAGGAGGUGCUGAGCUCUUUGAAGACGCCCCUCGUGUCUGCCUCGCUCGAUAUGAAAACUGAGGGCGCCGUCCUGGAGAUGAAGGAGGAAGAGGUGGAAGAAAAGGAGGAAGAAGAGGUAGAAAUGGAAGAAGGAGAGGAGGUUAAGGACGAGGAGGAAGAGGUGGAUGAGUCCCUCAGUUCUCAGGCUGCUCCCUCGUGCUCCAUGCUGUCAGAUCAGACCACGAAGGAAGAGGAGCAGGUUGUCACUUCCUUGUGGCAGGAAGAAGAAGGAGGAGGAGGAGUGGAUGCUGAGGAAGAAACAGAGGAGGAGGAAGAGGAGGAAGAACCAGUUGUGGAGAGAUUUAUUCGAACUGAUGAUGAGGAGGAAGGAGAAGAGCAGGCAGUGGAAGUCGAGCCUGAAGAGGACGACAGCGUGCUCUCAUGCCAAACUAUCAGCCGAGCAGGUGACAACACCGUGGAAGAAGAAGAUGGGGAGAGUGAGGGGGGGGACGAGGAGGAGGCAAUCAAGCUGGAGAAGAAGUCUGAAAUGGAGGAGGAGGAGAAAGGGUGGGAGAUGAGGGAAGAGGAUGAGGAAGUCGAGGUGACUGAAAGGACAGAAGUGGAGGAGGCAGAGGAAGCAGUGGAAGGAGAGGAGAGCGGCGCAGAAGAGAUGCCUGAGAUGCUUCCUGAUACGCCGGGUGAAGAAGUUCAGGUGGUGGCGCAGGAGGCGGAUGAAGGUGUGGCACUUGAAGGUGACGCUGUGUGCGCUGUAAAACUCAAAGAUGAUGAUCAAAUCCCAGCAGAGACGAGCAAUCAAGGACUCUCCACGGAGCAGAAGGAGCAAGAUUUCAACCAAAGCUCUGGAGACGAGACUGAAGAGGGAGAGGAGACGGUAGAACAGGGGGCUGACCUCAGCGUGGGGUUAGACCAAUCGGGUCAAGAGGAAGGCGUGGAAGCGAGCCAGAGUGAUGCAGAUCAAAGCGAACAGGAGCUGGAGAGCGAGGAAGCAACGCCGCAGUCAGACACCAAACAGAUGGAAGAGGGUCCGAGUGAAGCCGCGAAACAAGAUGACGGCUCCCCCGAGCCUUCUCCUUUGUCCCUGCCCCAUCAUGAGCCUCAGUCACCAAAGAACGAGGCCAGGAGUCCCACCAAGACCAGCACAGCGAUCGUCCACAUAAAUCUAGUUUCUCCCAGCUCAGAAAAAAACACGUCUUUAUUCCAGCUGCCUCCAGCUGCUGCGGAUUCCAGUGACAGCGCCAGUGAGGCGGCUUCACAUGACACAGAGUCCACCUCUGCAGAUAAAGAGGAAGCUGACGCUGUGGAGGAGGAGGAAGAAGAAGAUACGCAGUCCACCCGGGAUCAAGACGCUGCACCUCCUUCACCUGCUGAGGAAAAGACAAGCCAGCCGGCCUGCAGCCCCGAUCAGACUAAAGUCCGCUUCACGAUCGCUCCCGCCUGGCAGAGAUCGCAAAGUCUGAACCCUCCUCCUUCCCCGCCCGCUUCCGUCUCUUCCCCCUCCGCUGUCACACCAUCCAGCUGCGAGGAGCCGGAGACUGUGACCGAGGAUUCGGUCACGAAAGCAGAACCGGCGACUUCACCAAAGGUCGAGUUGGUGCUGAGCCCAUGUAGGGUGAAAACCGCCAAACCACAAAGCAGUGUGACACCGGCUCCACCCAAGAUCUCUACUUCUGCGAGCAUUGAAGAGAGCUCAGUGAUUGUAGAGGGAAACCCGGACAAUCCCUUUGGAGUUCGGCUGAGGAAGACGUCGGCUCUGCUGCGCUUCAGCUCAGAGGAGGAAAACACAGAGCCUCCGACUGAGUCACAAACUCAGCCACCCAGCUCUAAAGUUGACUCCCCGCAGCCAGUCAGUGUUAAGCCCUCCAUCUGUCCACCGGUCAGCAUCAAACCUGCGCUGCCUAAGAAGCCAGAGGUUCACGCUGACAGUGGAGGGAAACUGAAGCGCGUCUCAGAUUCAGUUGCGGGCCGCGCUGUUUCCGCUGGAUCUGAUCCUCCCAGCUGGAUCUCUGUGGCCAAACAGAAGCAGAAGAUCUAUAAGGAAAACUCACUGGAGGAGAUCACUGUCAAGAAGGAGGACCAAGAGAGAAAGUCUUCACUUCCAACAUACGUCUGCUCAGCUGCAAGCAAGGAGCAAGGCACCAAAACAGCUGAAACCAAAGGCAAAGGGGCUCAUUUGGAGAUGAGCAAGCCGUCAGUGUCUCCAGACAAGGAGGCCAGAAGGCCUUUCUCUCCUCCGACUCCAGUGCCGCCUCAGCCUUUAAAAUCCCAGCCCCUCCCCUGUGUUGCCCCCAAACCCUACGUCCCACCACCCCAAGCAAAGUACCCACCACAACCUAACCCUCCCCAGCGAUCCCUGUCAACACCAGACGCUCCAAAAUCUCCUGCUACUCCAUCAUCUCCCUCUAAAACUCCGCCCCCGCUCACCUGUUCCCCAUUUCCAUCGAGGACCGCCUCGGAAAAGCCCGUCCUGAGAGCGCCGGGGCUUUCUGGACAGACGCCGUCCUCCCAGCGAAACCUGCCUCCCACGGCUCUGGCCCAGGACGAGCCCCCCUGGAUGGCGCUGGCCAAGAAGAAAGCCAAAGCCUGGAGCGAGAUGCCCCAGAUAGUCCAGUGACAGGCCAGGUCAGAUUUAGAGAAACCACGCCCCCCAUGGGACCUGAAAGUCUCCAGGAUGGAGCAGAACUGGUUUGCACACAAAUAUCUUUUAAUCCUGAGCUUCAGGCUUUAGAUUGGUGUAAAAUGCCCAGCUCCACAGCUGAAGGCAGGCUCUCUUUUACUCCUUCAUUUCUGUUUUCUAAAUGACACGGUAGGACCCUGAAAGUUAACGCAUCUUACUCAAGGAGGAUGUUUGUUUGUUUGGUUGCUUUUAAAGAUUUGUAGUUUGGGAUGAGGUGCCGGAAUGAGACACCUGCAGCCUCACACCAGUACGUUUUAACUUUAACUCGGAUGAAUCCACUUCACAUCACUAAACAUUUCAGGAAAGGGAACACCGAGAUGUUAUUUUAUAUGAGAACACUUCAUUUACCCAGAACGAUGAUAAAGUAACAGAAAAAAUCUUCUGUUCUUUCUUAAGAAUGGACCUACACGAUGCUGCCGGCCUCUGUGUGUGUGUGUGUGUGUGUGUGUGUGUGUGUGUGUGUGUGUGUGUGUGUGUGUUUAUUAUAAGGCAGGUAUAAAUGCUGAUAUAUUUGAGGAAAAUGGAAUAGUCCGUGGUCUGAGAGUGAGAUGAGGAUUACAUCCAGAGCUGUUCUUUGUUUUUUGUUUUUAAAUCUACUUUUAGAGAAGCACGUCCAAUCAGGUCCAUGGACACUCCUGUUUCAGGCUCGUCCGUGUAAAUUAUAUUUUUUCAUUUUCACUUUUGAUAUUUUUGAAUUCUCUUUUUUAUAUUAUUAUCAACUCCAAGCAUCCUGCAGAAAUCUCCCAAGCCCCGCCCCCAAAAAGCUGAUAAUCAGUAAGCGCUGCCGCUGCGUUCACAGUCAUCUGUUUAAAAUUGUUUGAUGCAUCGCUGCGUUGCAGAGUGUUGUCGCCAUGAAUCCUUUUCCAGUGUAAAUGAAACAUAAGUAUAAAGCUACUUAGGCACUUAGAGCUGGGUUUGCUGCGGGAUGCAUCGUCUCUGUGUCAUUUCAGUGUGUCUGGCAGUAAGCAUGUGCAGAUAUGUGAUACUCGUUUUGUAUUGCUUUUUGAGAAUUUGUCUUGUACAUAAUAAUGCGCAGUAAAGAACAAAUUAUAAAACAUG